CUCUAUUCUUGUCAAACGGCAGAUGUCCCAUGUGAAGUCAAGCUGAAAACGAGUCUCGUCAGAACAACCUGCGUGACUGGUCUGCUAAAGAGUUGUUCGCCGCUCGCGCCUCGCCGGCCGGCGGCGGCCGCGCCCCCAUUCGACGCGAUGGCGCUCCGCUCGCAACUCCUGCGCAACUUCUUCAAUGGGACCCCGACUCGUCGUUUCCACGAGCUGAAGGAAAAGGAGCGCGCAGGAGUGGCGACCCUUCGAGAAGUAUUGGAGGACAGGCUGCGGGAGAUCAAGCGAGCCAAGACAUGGAAACACGAGAGAAUCCUCACCUCGCCGCAGGAUACCAAGGUUAAAGUGCAAGGUGUGGAAGGAGAGUUCCUCAAUUUCUGCGCCAACAACUAUUUAGGACUUUCCAAUCAUCCUGAAGUGGUCGAGGCCGCUAGGGAGGGUUUGAAGAAAUAUGGCGCAGGUCUCAGUUCCGUGCGAUUCAUUUGCGGCACUCAGACUAUACACAAGGAACUAGAGAACCGUCUAGCUCAGUUCCACCAGCGCGAGGAUGCGAUCCUAUACGGCUCGUGUUUCGACGCCAACGCCGGUCUCUUCGAGUCCAUGCUGACGCCAGAGGACGCCGUGUUCUCCGACGCCCUCAACCAUGCUUCCAUCAUUGAUGGCAUCAGACUGUGCAAGGCGCAGAAGUUCCGUUACCCACAUAGAGACCUUAAUGAAUUGGAGCACCUGCUGGCGCACAGCGAGGCUCGCAUCAAGCUGAUCGUUACUGAUGGCGUGUUCUCCAUGGACGGCACCGUGGCCCCUAUCCAGGGUCUGAGGGACCUCGCGGACAAGUACCGCGCCCUACUGGCUGUAGACGACAGUCAUGCUACAGGGUUCUUUGGAGAAACUGGCCGAGGCACGGAAGAGUACUGCGGUCUCCUAGGCGCGGCGGACAUUAUAUGUUCUACGCUGGGUAAGGCGGUAAGCGGCGCGGCGGGCGGCUACACAACCGGCCCCAAGGAGCUUAUCACCUUACUGAGGAACGUGUCGCGUCCGUACCUGUUCUCGAACGCCCCACCACCGCCAGUCGUUGCUGCCUCUUUGAAGUCGUUGGACCUGGUGGAGCAGAGCGGUGAGCUUCGCCAACGUCUCCGGGACAACACGCGAGCCUUCCGCGAAGGUUUGAAGGCGGCCGGACUCACUGUGAACGGGGAUGACCACCCCAUCUGCCCCGUCAUGGUGGGAGAGGCACCCCUCGCUGUGGAACUGGCUACAGACUUGCUCAAGCGCGGUAUCUACGUGGUAGCGUUCAGUUACCCGGUGGUCCCGCGCGGCGCGGCCCGCGUGCGCGUGCAGCUGUCGGCCGCGCACGAGCCCGCGCACGUGCAGCAGGCGGUGCGGGCCUUCGCGGACUCCGCCAGGCAGGUCGGCAUCGUUAAAGGAUAACUCACUUAUAUACGAUCUUAGGAAUAAAUUGAGAUAGUUCGGAAAAUAACCCCGUUGAACCCUGUUCAAUCAAGCAAUUUAACCUAUUGUGGUCUAUUGCUGGACCUUACUCAAAAUGAGUCUUUUAUCAAUACAUAAUAAAUAUAUACCAACCUUUGUAGUGAAGUUUUGAGCAUUGAUCAUCAUGCUUAUUCACUACGUUAGCAAUUUUUUAAACAAUGCAGAAUUUAUUAUGUGACAAGAAUCAGUGAACAACUCCUAAGAUCUGUAUGCAACAUCUAAUUAAUUUUAAUUUUGUAAAUAUCAAAUCAUUUUCGAAAUGUUUGUGAAUGUAUGGAAUUUUAGGACUGAACAAUUAAAAGUUUUUAUUGUUAUUACAUUA
Trichoplusia ni (cabbage looper) is the source of this 1810-nucleotide messenger RNA. RefSeq names its product 2-amino-3-ketobutyrate coenzyme A ligase, mitochondrial (gene Gcat). The record is from RefSeq and is a predicted model, not a curated record. Gene Ontology annotation, molecular function: pyridoxal phosphate binding; glycine C-acetyltransferase activity. The transcript has 10 exons. Lineage: Eukaryota; Metazoa; Arthropoda; Insecta; Lepidoptera; Noctuidae. Bases 148 to 1428 code for a protein of 426 amino acids. Gene Ontology annotation, biological process: L-threonine catabolic process; biosynthetic process.